Molecule: messenger RNA, 502 nt
Organism: Xenia sp. Carnegie-2017
Lineage: Eukaryota; Metazoa; Cnidaria; Anthozoa; Malacalcyonacea; Xeniidae
Product: ATP synthase subunit g, mitochondrial-like
Exons: 2
Coding region: 44-391 (115 amino acids)
Biological process (GO): proton motive force-driven ATP synthesis
Molecular function (GO): proton transmembrane transporter activity
Source: RefSeq, a predicted model, not a curated record
UUACUUUGUACUGCGGGCACAUCACAGCGAAUGUAACUUCAAAAUGGCUGCGUCGAAGAUAGCAAAAAUUGCCGAAAAUGCUGUGACAAAAAGCAUCUCUGUGUCUACUAAAAUCGGAAUGAAAGGACUUGAGCUGGGAAAAAGAUCUCGCCCUCAUCUUUCCACAUUUUGGAGCACAGCCAAGGUCGAAUUGGCUCCACCAAUGCCGUCUCAGUUUCCACUCAUUCAAAAAAGCUUUGUGAAUGUGAAAAAUAGUCUGGUAAAAGGGAAGUUCCUGAAUUUGACUAUGAAAGAAGCUGCAUCAAAUACUCUUGUUGGAGUUGAAAUAUUUUUCUGGUUCAUUGUUGGAGAAAUGAUUGGAAGACGCAGCAUCAUUGGCUACAAAGUCUGAUGGACAAGAACAUUAGACAGUAUGCACUGUUUUCACAUUACUUUGAGCAUAUUAAGUUGUUUUUUUAAAUAAACAAUAAUAAAAAGUGUUGAAAUUGUUAAGUGUUAAAAA